CUUAUAAUAAUUAAAUUAAAAUAUUUUUUACUGCUGCAAAUCAAUGGUUUUACCUGCCUAAAUACCUCCACCAAUCAACUCGUCAAAGACAUGCAUCGUCAGCGCUUUAAAAUUGGUCAAAGCUAAGUGUAGACACACAAGGAAUGAUGAAACCGAAACUCAAGUCAGCUUUAAAUCAAAGUGAACUGCAUUUAUAGGAAGAACUAAGUGAACAAAAAAAGAAAACCAGAACAAAAACAAAAAAAGAAAGAGGGAAAAGGAAAAAGGAAAGUAACAGCAAGCACAGAGGCAUCUAUGAAAAAAUGCCGCCUCUAAACGAAGUGCUACGAGUAAACUGGAAUUUGCAAAUCAUAUCAUGUAUUGUCGUGCUGCUCACGACACACAGCAUACAGCUAGCCCACUGUAUCGACUGCUUCAAAUGCGUCUCAUUCAAUGGAGCCAACAAGGCAUGCGACGAUCCCUUCCACAACAACUAUUCUACCGCCAUACUGGAGUCGCCGUGUAUGGGUGGACGAAAAGGACGUAACGGUCUAUUUCCGGCGACGGCCUGCAUCAAAAUCGCCGGGAUUUAUGAUGAUACUGGCGAAUCGAUAACGGUACGAGGCUGUGCGCUGGACAGCGGUACACUCACCACGGACACGGAAAUCAUACGUAUGUCACAUUGUGGCAAAUUCUACUAUGACGACAGAUACGUACAUGGCUGCUUGCAGAGCUGCAACGAUGCGGACGCAUGCAAUCAGGCGGUGGCCAACUAUAAAAGCUCGCCGCAAACACUGUGGCAACACUGUAGCUUAGCGUUAUUGACAUUCAUAGCGUUACACGAACAUCUGCUCGGCCUAAUCAGGUAGCAGUGCAACGGUACUUACUAGAACGUGUGCGUUGGCUCAUCGUGCGUGGUGUGUUGGUAGUCAUAACUUGAUAGCAAAGCGGUGUGUUGGUGCUGUAGCGUAGUCACACACACACAC
Bactrocera neohumeralis is the source of this 965-nucleotide messenger RNA. RefSeq lists its product as uncharacterized. Bases 303 to 848 code for a protein of 181 amino acids. The record is from RefSeq and is a predicted model, not a curated record. The transcript has 5 exons. NCBI's taxonomy places the organism in Eukaryota, Metazoa, Arthropoda, Insecta, Diptera, Tephritidae.